AUGUCGAGGCCCCUCGCGCAGCUCCUGCCGCCGGACCUCCCCGCCGGGGCCGCCAGCCCGCAGUUCGGGGCCAGCAACCCGGCCGGAAGUGGCCCCCAGGGCGGCCACCUGACCUCCAUGACCAGCCUCAAGUCCCUGCUGCAGCUGCCCAUCAAGGCCGACCAGAGGGGCCCCAAGGACUGUUGCGAGAUGAAGGACAAAGACAAGCCCCUGGACUCGGACGAAGACUCGGUGGGCAUCAGCGCCGGCGGGCCCGGCGGGGUCGGGGGCGCCGGCUCUGGCUCGCUGAGACCCAACUCCCAGUCGGCGUUCCUGGGCCCGCUGCUGUGGGAGAGGACCCUGCCCUGUGACGGGGGCCUCUUCCAGCUGCAGUACAUGGACCUGGAGGAGUUCCUGACCGAAAACGGGAUGGGGAUGCACAGCAACGGGCCCAGCUCCGCCAGCGCCCAGAUCCCCUCCCAGAGCUCCCAGUCCGCCGUGCCCAACCAGAGCUCCCAGUGCCCUCCCACGUCUCCUCCACCCUGUUCGUCCUCUUCAUCCUCCAUGUCCUCCUCAUCCUCCUCUUCCUCACUCCUCGGAUUGGAGACCGUCCAGCCACAGCCACCCCCGCCCCCACCUCAGCAGCAGCAGCAGCAGCAGCAGCAGCAGAGCAUUAUGGGAGGCCCAGAGUGUCUACACGGACGCCUUUCAUCUGAACCAGAACUGCCAGAAUAUCAGACGGGCAUUUCUUUCUUUCGGCUGUCACGAGCCCGAAUGGGAAGCAUCUCCACGCAGAGGGAGAAGAAGGGAAAGAGUGACGUGGUGCUCAGCACGAUCGGAUUCUGA
This is a messenger RNA of Menidia menidia (Atlantic silverside), 825 nucleotides long. Lineage: Eukaryota; Metazoa; Chordata; Actinopteri; Atheriniformes; Atherinopsidae. The record is from the annotation of a GenBank genome assembly.